UCUUUCUUCCUUCCACUCUCAACCUCAUCUCAUAUACUAUAAAUAACACAAAACAAAUCAAAUUUCAUAAACAAAACAAAAAACCAUUAGAGUAAGAAAAAACACAAACAACCGAAAACCAAAAAUGCAAAAAGAACAAGAAUACGAAGAGAAUGUAAUGGACUCGUUGUUGUGUCCAAGUUUCAGCACUUAUUCUUCUAAUAACCUAAACGACGUCGCUGAACAGGUUAUUAACGAAAACGACCACUCACACUCCCAAAACGACAAAGAUGAUUUCGAAUUCGUCGCGUUUCGAAAAACUGCUGAUGAAGUUUUUUUCGAUCACCGCCGCCGCAAUUCGAUUCGUGGUGUUUUUCCGAUCUUCAACCGCGACGACGAAAAGAUAAAUUCUGUUGAGGUGGAGAUUUCAGUUCCGUUACGGGAAUUGAUGAAUUCCGAUUGCGACAGAAGGAAUUCCGACGUGGCAGAAGAUUCAAUUCCGUUACAGAAAUUGAAUAUUCGCGACGGCCACAGAAGGAAUUCCGAUGCAGUGGAUAUGAUGUUUCCAUUACGGAAAGUAUAUACCGAAGAUCAGAAGCGAGAUAUUGAUCAUCCGUCGUCGUCUUCGUCUGACGUGGGGGGCGACCUUGAUGAGGUUUCGCCGGCGUCAUAUUGCCUGUGGACACCGAAAUCUCCGACAGUGUCGCCGAUGUCGUCUCCGAUCAAAUGUAAUAAAAGCAAUUCGACUGGUUCGUCUUCGAAUUCUUCGUCAUCAAAGCGAUGGAAGUUUUUGAGUUUACUCAGGCGGUGUAAAAGCGACGGAAAAGAAUCGUUGAUUCUCGUAUCUCCGUCAUUAGAGUUUAAGAAGGAAGCAAAAGUGGAGAAUUCGAAGGUGAAAAUCAGUGGAAAAGGAAGCGUAGAGAAGAAUAUUGCCAAAGUGGUUGAAAAAAAGAUUCCGGUAACUAAGAGGAAUAUUCCGGCACCGGUGACGGCAAUGGAAGCGUUUUAUCUAAGUAAGAGAGAGAUUAAGAGAAAAGCAUAUUUACCGUAUAAGCAAGAGUUAAUUGGUUUUGGUGUUGGUUUUCAUGCUAAUAUUGGAAGAGGUUUUCCUCUUCAUGUUUGAUUCAUUUUACUCAAGUUUUGACUAUUUUUAGUCCAAAGAAAAAAAAUUAGGAUUUUUAGAUUAAUUUUUUAGUUAUAAAUUUCUUACAUCAUUCAGUUUUUGUGUAUGAAAAAGUGAAAAAGAAACGUAACUUUGUAAUUAUUUGAAUCAUGAUUCUAGGAAAAUUUGUGAUAAUAUAUGUGGAUAGUGAUGUUUCUGUCUAUAUGUGAGAGAAUGAGAAAGAGAUCAACGAUCACUUUCUAGUCAA
Molecule: messenger RNA, 1349 nt
Organism: Lathyrus oleraceus (garden pea)
Lineage: Eukaryota; Viridiplantae; Streptophyta; Magnoliopsida; Fabales; Fabaceae
Exons: 1
Coding region: 125-1102 (325 amino acids)
Source: RefSeq, a predicted model, not a curated record